Molecule: messenger RNA, 3106 nt
Organism: Exaiptasia diaphana
Lineage: Eukaryota; Metazoa; Cnidaria; Anthozoa; Actiniaria; Aiptasiidae
Exons: 1
Coding region: 131-1078 (315 amino acids)
Source: RefSeq, a predicted model, not a curated record
AACGCCCACGACAGAACCAGUUGGGCAGUAACCUUUGAGAUCUAAGGCUUGAGCAAGCAGGUUACACGAGGGAAAACCAAAAAAAAGGCAUUCUCAAAACCCGAGAAGCCUCGACGGAAAACAGUCGAGAAUGGCUUCGACAACGUCGUAUCGAUGUCUUCUAUUCCUUCUCGCUUUGGUAACAUUUGUGUUCUUCUCGGCUGCAGCUGUGCUCUUUUACCUCGGUAAAUACCAUGACAAGUCUCCGAUGAAAGUAUUUUUCAACCAUUCCGUUCCACUCGUUGGCUAUGAAAAAUACAAGCUCGAUGCCAUCACUCCCGCAGAUUGGACUUGGUGGAUUUGGGCGCCUGUGUUUGGCUGGCAAGUUCCAUGGCUGUUGUACGCAUUUAUAAUUCCCUGUCGAAGGCAACCGCCCAAAGUCUUCACCAUGCCUUUUUUUAUCAUCGCUGCGAUUGCAUUCGGGUUCAUCGCCGGAUGGGUGCUGCUCUGGUCAAAGCAUCUCGUAAACGUUGCUUUUGGCUUCCUCGGCGGCGCCUGCAUGUGCCUUUACAUAUGUCUUGCUCUGACAUAUCACCGUUUGAGAGAUACCUACGAAACUACGAAGAGGUUCCCAGUAUGCGACCAUAUUAUGAUCCAACUGUUCCUCAUCAACGGCCUUGCGCUCAUCUCUUCUUGGGCGACGUACUCCGUGUUUGUUCACCUUGGAAUUAUUUUCCAUUAUACUUCAGGAGUUGAGGAGCACAUCACGGCCACCAUGACGAUGGCUGGCAUGUCAGCUGUGAUAUUUUUCUGGUUUAUGCUCGAUAAUUUUGUGUUCCAAAGCUACACGCUCUACACCUUCACCGUUUAUCCGGCGCUAGUUGUUGGCUACACUGGAGUGUUUGAACGCUGGUGGGAUUACAAGAAUUCAGACAACAACGACCGAAAUGACAUCUUCUACGUCGUUUUGCUAGGGGUCACUGCUCUUCUCGCUCUGCUCAAAAUUUUGUUUAUGAUUUGCAGAACUUGUCUUCGACGAAAACGGUCGCGAUCUCACGUUGUUACAGCCGACGAACAAUACAACAUGAACGAAUAUUGAACUGAAAGAACAACCAUAGUUUAGYAUCGCCCAAGACUGCCGCAGAACAGCACAGCUGUAACGUUUUCUGUGACAGCGUUUACGACCGAAAAUUUGGCAAAAGACAAACAAAGACUCGCUCACUUGAAAACAAUGUGAAUAUUCAAAGACAUUAAGAUUGACAAAAACCUCUGACACCAUUUUAACCGCCAAAAUAACAAUGGAUUCUACAACAACAAAUGACACACACUGUCAGAAAUGCACUUUUUUCUGGGAUUCGUCUCUUUCCGGAGCGAAGAAGCUGGACAAUUUAUUUGACAGACAGAAAACGUUUAUUAUCCAAGGAUGUCCAGUCGACAUUCCAUCGGAAUCAACCAAACUACGGAAAAAGAACGCGUUAUAUGAUUGUUUUUGCUCGGUAUUGAAGAUGCGAAUUCUUCACGCACCAUAAACUACCAAAUCACCACCGUUUAGCUUCUGUUUUGCACAAGAAUUCUACUCACUUUAGAGCAUUUUCAGUAAAAGUWACGUUAAUUAUUUCAACAUGAAUUGUAAAUAUUUGUUUACGAGUCUAAUUCCCCUGAAGUUAGAAAGCCGUUGGAGCGACAAUAUUUGACAACGCAAUUCAAUAGCGUCCUGCUAUAUGCCAUUAUUCGUCGACCUCGUAAGAAUUCAAAUCCUCUGACAUCUUUAAUCUUUAAUUAACGUCAAGUAAAGAAUAACCAUGCUAUCGUCAAUAAGCCUAUCGCGUGAGAGUCAAAAUAAAAAACAAAGAUUAUUUUUUCGUGAAUUACAGGAAAAGAGACAAUCGUUUAGAGUCGUAAAGUAGUCGCCGAGGAAUAUUAAUCGAUUACUUUUCGUGGAUUAUCCGGAAAAGCUUGAUUAUCUGACGURGAAGAAUUCAAUUAAUAUAUUACUUCUUAAAAGUUCACGAAAAACAAGURUAAUUAUAAUCAAAUCGUGUAGUAAUGCUAAUAGUUUCUUUUCUUAGUUGACGCUUAAGAAAAAAUUCRCAAGAAAUUAAAUAAUAUAAUUUAACUUAACACAUUUCUAUACUUAGAGGUGACUUCCUGAGAAUCUAAAUUAGAUGUCAAUUAAUUAUUAUUUUUGGAUCUGACGGUAUUGACUAUUUCAGUAGUUAGUCAUACAAAGUAAUCAAGAUAAUUAAAGUAAUUGAAUGAGUUAUUUUUUGUGAAUUGUCGUAAUUAAAAUGUAAAAUGUAAAACAAAACAAAAAACAAAACAGGGUUCGCCUUCCAAUGUAAAAGCAUCGCAAACGUAUUCCACAACUUGGGGAAAAAAUCGCAUCAGAUUGCAAACUCCUGGAACAAUCGCAAAAUUUCGAAACGACAUCGUAUAAUGUCGUAAAAUGUCGAAUGAAAUGUUUACAAUCGCAAAAUGAAURUCAAAACGAUAUCGUACGAGGUCGUAAAAUGUUGGAACGAAAUGUUUAUGUCGAAACGAUAUCGUAUCGCAUCAGGGCGUGAAAUGUCGGAAUUAAACUUUCAAAAAUAUUAUCAGGUCAYAAAAUAUCGGAGUGAAGUCGCAUAAGAUCGCAAAAUGUUGACAAUGAAUGUUAAGAUAUCGAGACAAAAUCGUAUCAGGAUCUCAAAAAGUCGGAAGGAAGUCGUUACCGACAAACGUCGAUAUUGUAAAUAGCACAAAACAACUAGGACAACAAAUUUUCAAUUWAAAAAUAUAAUUCAAGUAAAUUCAGUGAUAAGUGCCUAGGCAAAAAUAUAAUUCUUUAGUUUUGGUAAAUUAUAAUAUAUCUUAUUUCAAUACAAAAUAGCAUUCUACAAUCAAUCUAAAUCUAAAAUUGUUAUUUUAGCCACACAACUAUCAAGAUAAACCCCUAAUACUCGCUAUUUGGGUAAAUGUCACAUGUUAACUAAUUAGGUCAUGUGACAAUCAGUUAGAUCACGUGAACACUUACGCAACAUCACGUGGACACUUUAGCAAUGUCACAUGCUAUAAUAAUAUUAAAAUAUAGAUGUGUUCGUAGGAAUGUUAGAAAUAGUGAAGUGAAAUAAAAAUGUUCUAAACACAA